Molecule: messenger RNA, 1834 nt
Organism: Amphimedon queenslandica
Lineage: Eukaryota; Metazoa; Porifera; Demospongiae; Haplosclerida; Niphatidae
Exons: 3
Coding region: 48-1745 (565 amino acids)
Biological process (GO): signal transduction
Molecular function (GO): protein binding
Source: RefSeq, a predicted model, not a curated record
AUAAAAGUGAUUAGAAACGCUUCACCCAAAAAGACUAAGUCAAUGCAAUGGCUAAAAGAAGUCCUUCUUUGUCUACUUCUUCAUCUGGCACUGAUUGCACUCCUCUUUCUCCUAACCACUCAGUUAUGAAUGAAAAACCAGAUCUGAAGAAUGUGUGUGCUAUAGUGAGGACAAGCAGAUGGCAUCAGUUGGGUAUACAGUUAGGAGUUGAUGAGGAAAUGCUGCAGGAUAUAGAGACUGACAGAUCAGAGACACAAGAUAAAAGAACACAGAUGUUUCGUCUUUGGAUAGCAAGCCAGCUUAAUGCAAGUCACAAUCAACUGGUUGAGGCACUGAGGCUCAAAGUAAUAGGAGAGGACAGAAUGGCUCAGGAAUAUGAAGAAAAGGUGAAGGAGGAAGCAUCUAAAACCACAGAAACUACUCAAACAGGAGCUCAAGUUGUGCAAGCAUCAACUUCAACGGCACCUGCUUGGAGCACAAGCACAGUUAUCAAUUCAAUCACACAAAAAGUAUUAGAAGUAGAUUUACUAACAGAUCAAGCAUAUAAAUUACAAGACAAAUAUCACAAGCUUCUUCUCAAAAUACAAGAACUAUCACAAAACGCUAAUGUAGGGAUAGUCAAAAACCUGCUAAGAAAUAUAUUGCAAGACAAUUGUAUCUAUCAGUCACAUGGACUUAGUUUCUACAAGCAGCAGAUUGAUGGAAUCACAAGCAUGGAUGAAGUAUUUGCUUUUCUCAUUGAGAAUCACUUCAUUGGUUACUUAAACUAUUACCUCCUCAUGAAAUUCUCAAGCAAGGUCAUAUGUGGAGAUCAAUAUAAAGAGGCAAAAGAGAAGGUACUAAAGUAUGAGAAACACUAUCGUAAGUUCAUUGACGAGCCAGCCUUUUACCAACUGAUUAUGUUUUUCGACGAAAAUCCUCAUUUAAACCCAGGCACUGUCGUGGGGCUACCAAUUAUUGUCAUUUGCCUUUCACAAAAGUGGAAAAAUCGAAACAAAAAAGAUCUAAAUGAAUGGACGAUAUUCUUGCAAGAGAACGAGCACAUACUCCAAGGUAUUGGAAAAGGAUGCACACUAAUUACUUAUGCCAUGUUUCCUGUUCACCUGCUCAAAGUUAUGAAAUUCCUAAGCAACAAAAAAAUAAUGGAAAGGCUUAGAGAAAACGGAAUAACAAUUGAAACUCCUUCGUAUACACUGGAAAUAGCAGAGAGACUGAGAGAAGCAUCAACAGAAGAGUUGCUAGAGGAGGAAGAAGAUACCUCAGAUAUAAUGCAGUAUCAGUACUUCUUACUGCUUGAAAAAGUAGAGAGGAUUCAAGAAGACCGGCUGAGGAUUGAACAGGAUCGGUUGAGGGACAGGGCAUACUACAUUGUACAGAUUGCAGUAACAAGAGCAACAGAGCGUGUGACACGUUACAAAUUCGAGACGUCCUAUGAGGAAAAGUUAAAUACAAUUCAAAAGCAGAUUUUUGAGGAUGUAGUGGAGUUACUUAAGGCUGAUACUGAAAGGACUGAAAGAAUACAUCAACGCAAGAGAUCAGAAAGAGGCCUCGACCCAGAGAUGAAAAAAAAAGUUUCAACAGACGUUUCGACAAAAAAAAUUAAGACGAUGCUAGAAGCUUCUUUGGAAAAACCUAUUCCAAGGACAUCCCAUGAUUAUGACGAUAUAGUCAGUGGCUUUGACAGUGGUUACGCUACACAAGGAUCAUCCUACACCAGCAGAGUCAUGCAUUACAUACCACAGUAACUUUUGCAUUACAACCUUUAACGAUUUACACAAAAUUUUAAUAUUAUUUGAAUAAUUGGGGCCACACUAUGGGGACUAAUUAUCAUUAU